Molecule: messenger RNA, 895 nt
Organism: Oryza sativa Japonica Group (Japanese rice)
Lineage: Eukaryota; Viridiplantae; Streptophyta; Magnoliopsida; Poales; Poaceae
Product: Bowman-Birk type trypsin inhibitor
Cellular component (GO): extracellular region
Molecular function (GO): serine-type endopeptidase inhibitor activity
Source: RefSeq, a predicted model, not a curated record
GCAUCUCAAACCCAACUUCUUAAAGAACAAAAAACGAUCAGCCAUGAAGAGCGGCAGCCUGCUGACGCUCACCCUGGGAGCCCUCCUCCUCGCCGGCAUCCCCAUCUCCUCCGCCGCUGUCACCCCCAACAGCAACAUCCGCCUCCCCACCGACGGCGGCGACGAAUGGCCGUCACCGCCGUGGGACUGCUGCGACAAGCUGAAGCAGUCGCCGCUCAGGAUCUGGCCGCCCAAGUACAAGUGCCUGGACGAGGUCGACCACUGCGCCGCCGCCUGCGAGGACUGCAAGCGUGCCGACGGCGGCGGCUACGUCUGCCGGGACUGGUACUGGGGCGUCAACCCCGGGCCCAAGUGCACCGGCGGCGGCGGCGAGGAGGCGGUGAGGUCGAGGCCGUGGAAAUGCUGCGACGACGCCGUGUGCACAAGGUCGAUGCCGCCGACGUGCAGCUGCCAGGACAAGGUGAAGUCGUGCUCCGGCGGCUGCGGCAAGUGCGUGCAGGUGGAGUCGCAGCCGCCGCGCUUCCGCUGCCUCGAUCGCUACCACGGCUUCCCGGGGCCCAAGUGUCACAACCAGCCAGCUUAAUUAGCUACUCAUGUUAAUUAGCCUCAGAUCAUACGAUCCAACGGUGAAUAAGAGCGACGCGUCGAGCAGGGGCGCACGCGCUGACCGCUCGAUCAGCGUUAACGCCUUGCUUGCUGCCGAGUAGCAGUGACAUAUGUGUAACAUUCGUGUGGUCACGUAUGUUUUUUUUCCUUUAUUGUGUUUUUUUUCUUUAUUGUGUUUGUUUUAUCUGGAUCGUGAGGGAAUGUUUCGGUGACCAGAGUACGUAGUACUAGUAUGUUGUGGUUGCUGUCCAAUAAAUAAGAUGAAUUUGGUAGCAGUCUCAACUCUCAA